Messenger RNA from Staurois parvus, 376 nucleotides. Lineage: Eukaryota; Metazoa; Chordata; Amphibia; Anura; Ranidae. The record is from the annotation of a GenBank genome assembly.
AAGUUAGAAGCUGAUUGGCUACCAUGCACAGCUGCACCAGAUUCUGAGUGCUCCAGUUUUAGUAAAUCUCCCCCAAGGUGUCAGUUAACCCCCCUGGCGGUACUCCUGAGUGUAACUCGGGGUAAAGUUUCAGUACCAAAAGCGGUAACCCCGAGCUACACUCGGGAAUACCUUGCAGCGCUGCUCCGGGAUCUGUUCUUCUCUUACCUUGUCUUUCGCUCCUGCGGUGUUCCUCCUGCAGUGUCCCCUGUAAUGUCCUCCGGCCGAUGCCGGCAUCUGUCUUCUGGGUUCCGUUCCCUGCAACGUCGGGACGUACAGGGACAGAACGGCAGGAAAUUUGAAAAUGACAAAAAGUGACAUUCACUAAAUACACUAA